CUGGCUGACUGAGUGCGCUGACACUGGGACCACUACCUGCUGUCUGGGGAUUAAGCACGCUAUGAAUACCCGGAGCCUAAUUUGUUGUUUUGGCUGCCAGUGAAUGUUGGAUCCCCACAGAGCAGAAGCUGGAGCAUAAAUCCUUGUGGCCGGGACACGGGGAGCACCUCUGGACUAAGACAGAGGCAGUGAGAAAGGGACUGGAUGCUUGAUGAAGCGAGUAACAGAGAGACGACAAACCAGAGGGAAAAAAGAAAAGACAGGACAAGUUCUUUGCUGACAGUCAAAAGCAGAAGAAAGAAAAUCAACCCAAGUCUUAUUACGAUCAGGACACAAUGAGAACCAUCUCCUCUCGUUAUUAGGCUGGGAUUUUCUGUCAGGGUGCUGACACGUGGGAAGAAAGCCUGACAAAUCUCCGCCUCAAGCUUCUUGGUUGAUUUCUGAUCGCACACAGGUUUUUCUCUUCUUUCUUUGAGUUAUUCAUUCAGACUGUCUCUGUAUUUUCCUGCUCAUCCGUGGCUGCUUGGGGGAGGACACAGGUCGGCACUGACGGCUGGAGAGGGGAUCGUGAUCGUCCUCCUCUCCCAACUUUUUCCCUUUUCCGCCACUUCUGCUGACCUGCUUUCGGCCCCAGCCAACAGCGGCUUCGGGGGCAGUUGCUUACCCACUCCAUGCGAGUGGCCAGUAAUGAAGGUUAUUGAACUGAGGAGGCGUGGCAUGCACACGGGAGAGAAGGGGAGGAAACGCAAACCAUUUCUGUGAUCCCGGGAGCAUAUGGUUUAGCGAGAGGCAGCCAGCUGCUUUCCAGCCAUCCGGCUAAUCACGCUGAAGAAGACACAAGUUUCUCCGGUGACGGUGUCAGGUUUGGACAGACCUUGCCUGCUGUGGUUUUAUAUCUGUUCACACUGGCAGGAUCCAUUCAACCAUCCAUUCAAGAAGUCAGUCCUUCGGAUACAAGAAGCAGUUGACUUAGAGGAUCGCACGCAAAUCAUCGCUGAGGAGAGCAGCCAAGCAUUGUUGCCCCAACAGGCAGCAGCCACAGGGAAGCUAAAAAAGAUGCUCGGAAAUCACUUCAUAGGGAAAUAAUUGUGACACCACAUGUUGUUGGUGAGCACCAGACCUUGGCUUGUUUUCAAAAGGCUUUUGACAAAGAAAGGGAGUUCUCAAGGAGCCGGCGCUGUCAGACCCCUUUCACCUCCGUCUAAUUACUAGUCAGGGUCACUGGGAAGAAUUGAGAAGAUUCCUUCUGUGGAUUUACUGUCAAUCUCCUGUGGAAGUUUUCAUUGUGGAUAUCUGACAAUCCUAAAACACCCACAUCCUGUCAGCCACAUUUCUGGCUUAGAUGCAUCUCAAACACAUGAAUGCCAAGAGCGCUUGAACACACAUUUACUAACUUAUCACCAACACUCACUUAAAUCCACACACAUAUUUGCACUGUAAGUAUAAAACAAAAUACACACAUAUACUCACACUUUGAAAGCCCAUUAGUUUGUCUUUUUCCCAGAAGACACAGCGCAAUGGAGGUUGCAUGGACAGGUGGGGGGCUGUAGGAGUUCAUCAUCCCUGUCCCCCUGUCUGUCCCCAUUCCUCAAAUGGAUGUUAUUAUUUCUAAAAAUGUGUUACUUGGAAACCACUGAAAGCUUGCUGCUGCGAUUCUCAGAAAGAAACAGUCACCGGGUCCCCGCCACGGUGCUCAGCUGGAACCACAGCUGAAACACGGACCAUUACGGAUCUCUUUUGCUUUCUAUUUUCUCUUCAUCUUCAUCUUCUGUCCUUAUCCCACCGCCAUCAUUUUUUCCAACGGGUCUUUGGGCACCCCUCGUCGCCCUCCUCGCCCCGUCAUCUCCUCCACCCUGGAGGGGAGGGGGUCAUUGGAGUGGAGCAUGAGCGGGUGCCACUAUCCCUCGCCCACGCCGCCGGAGCGGGAUCGCAGGUACCAGCACAAGGUGUCCUUGGUGGUGCGCUACUUUAUGAUCCCCUGCAACAUCUGUUUGAUCCUGCUGGCCACAUCUACGCUGGGCUUUGCCGUGCUCCUGUUCCUCAACAACUACAAACCUCCUCACUUCACACCGGCCCAGCCUCCUGAUGGCUGUAGAGGAAUGCUGUGCGGUUUUGGUGCUGUAUGUGAGCGGGACCCAACUGACCAGGCCAAGGCUGAGUGCGUCUGUAAGAGAAUGGAAUGUCCAUCCUUGGUGGCACCUGUUUGCGGAUCCGAUUCUUCUACCUACUCCAACGAGUGCGAGUUGGAGAAAGCCCAGUGCAACGCACAGCGACGCAUCAAGGUGCUACGCAAGGGACCCUGCUCUCUGAAAGACCCCUGCACUGAAGUGACCUGCAGCUACGGCAGCACCUGUGUCCAGUCAACAGACGGGCUGUCGGCUAAAUGCAUGUGUCCGCUCGGCUGCGAGGGCAAGCCCGAGGAGACGGUGUGUGGCAGCGAUGGAAAGGACUACCGCAACGAGUGUGAGCUCCAUCAGCACGCCUGCAAGAGCCAGAAGAACAUACGUGUGCAAUACCAAAGGCCCUGUGACCCAUGCAAAGACAGCGAGAACAGUCUGAGCACGAUAUGCAGAGUGAUGACUAAAAGCCGUGAGACCUUGACCUUUGGCCUGCCGGAGUCGUGCCCACCGGAAAGAGAGCCUCUGUGCGCCAGCGACGGUGAAACCUACCCCAGCGAGUGCGCCAUGACGGCAAGGGGCAUGCAGAAAGGCAUCCAGCUCAGGAAGAUCUACGCAGGACGGUGCAGGAGGCUGGAGGAGUGUAAGGAGGAGUGUCUCUUCAACGCUGUGUGCCUCGUUGACCAGCUGAACGCCCGAUGCUCCUGCGACCCCAUCGAGUGCGACGGCACCUACAAGCCCGUGUGCGGCAAAGACAGCCGCACCUAUUCCAACGACUGCAUGCGACGCAAGGCAGAGUGUCUGAGCAAGACCCUCAUCCCCAUCAGGCACCCAGGGCCCUGUGAUCUCAAUGUGCCAAGCCCAUGCUUGGAUAAGCUGUGCGAACACGGGGCGAUGUGUGUGGUGCAGAACAACGAGCCAGUGUGUGAGUGCCCCGAGGCCUGCGCCCAAAUUUCCGACCCCGUGUGUGGAUCCAACGGCCACAGCUACGGAAGCCCCUGCGAGAUGCGAGCGAUGGGUUGUGCCCUUCAGAAGUCCAUCCACAUCAAGCACAUAGGACCCUGCGAUGAGGCUUGUGCCAACUGCUCUUUCGGGGCAAUCUGCGAUGCCCAGAGCAGACAGUGUGUGUGCACGUCGGAGUGUGUGGAGACCCACCAGCCUGUGUGUGGCAGCGAUGGGGAAACCUACAACAGCGAGUGUGAGCUGCACGUUCGGGCCUGCAAAGAACAGAUUGACCUUAGAGUGAACAGCCAAGGAGAGUGCAAAACAUGUGGCAGCAAUGUUUGUGCCUGGGGCGCCCGAUGUGUCCAGAAUAAGUGUGAGUGCCCACAGUGCUUGGGAGAGGCCUUCUCGCCGGUGUGCGGCAGCGACGGCACCACCUACAACAACAAGUGUGAUCUCCUCGUCUCCUCCUGCAUGCAGAAGAAGAGGAUUGUUGUAGCGAAGCCCGGCAGCUGUGAUGAAGACUGUGGCUCAGGAGGGUCAGGCUCAGGAGUGGAGAGCUGCGGGCAAGACCGCUGCCGCAUAUUUGGAGGCUCGUGGGAUGAAGAUGCAGAAGAGGACCGAUGCGUGUGUGACUUCACCUGCCAAAGUGUGCCUCACAACCCGGUUUGUGGCUCAGAUGGCAAAAACUACAGCAAUGAGUGUGAGCUGAAGAAGGCCAGAUGUGAGAAACAAGAGCACUUGUUGAUUCAGAAUCAGGGACCGUGUGCAGUGAUUUCAGCCACAUCUCUGCCUGAAUUGAAAGUGCCUCAGCACUGCAGUCUGUCUGUGUACGGCUGCUGCUCCGACAACAUGACGGCUGCCUCAGGAGUCGGACUGGCUGGAUGUCCCAGUACCUGUCAGUGUAACGUGUAUGGCUCCUACAAGGGCACAUGUGACCCAGCCACCGCACAGUGUUCCUGUAAGCCAGGUGUUGGGGGACAGAAGUGUGACCGAUGCGAGCCGGGCUUCUGGAACUUUCGUGGCAUUGUCACGGAGAACAUGAGCGGCUGCACGCCAUGUAACUGCGACGCCACAGGCUCGGUCCGGGACGACUGUGAGCAGAUGUCAGGUCUGUGUUCCUGCAAGACGGGAGUGAAAGGCAUGAAGUGCAACGUGUGUCCAGAUGGAAGCAAGAUGGGCAUGAACGGCUGCGACAAAGGUCCUGAGGCUCCGACUUCAUGUGAAGAGCUGGUGUGCAGCUUCGGAGCUUCUUGCAUUGAAGAGAAUGGCCAAGCCCACUGCGAGUGCCCUUCACCUGACUGCGACGAGAAAAACAAAACCAAGGUGUGCGGCUCAGAUGGAGUGACCUAUGCCGACCAGUGCCAGCUGAGGACCAUAGCCUGCAGACAGGACAAGGACAUCACAGUACAACACUUCGGACAGUGCACAGAAACCAUCUCCGAGCUGGCAGAGCGACCUACCCCCAACCCCCUCACCACCACCCCCAGCUCCACCGCCGCCGUCUCCAUCACCACCGCAGCCCCCUUCCCCACCAACAUGGUGUGGGCCAUCCCACCACCGAGGACAGCCGAGACAGAGACCACCCAGCGGCCCCCGGUCACCUCCCCCUUUUCCACUCCCAUCCACAACCACGUGCAAGUAAACCAACACAUCCACAUCCACAUCCAGCCGCCUCGGUCAACCGCCGCCUCCACCACCUCAUCCCGCAGUGGCCCCGUUCCCUCCGCUGCAGUGUCCUCCUUCGAGGGCUCAGGCAGCGGGGACCCAAGCGGGGACGACCAGGUUGAAGAAGAAGACGAGCAGGAACUGGGUAGCGGCAUCCCAACAGAGGCCAGUGGGGCAGAGGAGACUGUCGGUCCCACAUUGGCGAGCACAACUGUACCCACAGCUGAAGACAGAUCGUCCUGCGACAACACCGAGUUCGGCUGCUGUCCUGAUGGCAAGACGCCAUCCAACACUCCAGAGGGCACAAACUGCCCCUCCCUCCAUGCCCCGGCCAGCUUUUGGGACACGUCUCCGUCUGCCACCAUGAGGUUCAGUGGCUUCCUGCACCUGGACCGGGUGGAGGGCCAAGAGAUUUUCUACACCCCAGAGAUGGAGGACCCCAAGUCGGAGUUGUUUGGAGAGACGGCCCGCAGCAUAGAAAGCGCUCUCAACGAGUUGUUCAGGAAGUCGGAGGUGCACAAAGAUUUCAUGAGCGUUCGCAUCCGUAACCUGGCACCGAGCAACUCCAUCCUGGCCUUUGUGGAGGCUCACUUCAGACCAGAUACAAGAUUCACAGUGGAGGACAUCGAAGGUUCCCUGCUGAAACAGCUGAAGGCCUCCAAAGAGACCGGCAUCGCCGUGAAGAAGCCAGAGGACGAGAAUAUUCGCUUCACCAAUUAUGGCCUUUCCACCAUCCCCUUCUUCACGACCACUACCACCACCACGGCAUCUGUCACCACAGCUGCUCUCACCACCACCACCACUACCACCACCACCAGGCCUCCGCCAACCUCCCCAUACAUUACCCGCCGGCCACCGAGCACCACCCGCAGACGCACCACCACAACUUCAGCACCGGUUACCACGCCACUCCUCACAACAGCAGCUAUCACCACGACCCCUCCGCCCCCAGCUACCACCAUCGCCCACUUCAGGGGCAAGCUUCAUCACAAGGCCCACAAGCCGUGUGACUCCCACCCCUGUCUCCACGGGGGCACCUGCGAGGAUGAUGGCAACGAUUUCAGCUGCAAGUGUCCCGCCGGGCGAGGAGGCUCAGUCUGUGAGAAGGUGAUCAAGUACUUCAUCCCAUCAUUUGGAGGCCAGUCCUACUUGGCCUUCCAGACCAUGAGCGCCUACCACACGGUCCGCAUCGCCAUGGAGUUCAGAGCAUCCGAGACAACCGGCAUCCUGCUCUACAACGGCCAGGAGGGAAAGAAGGACUUCAUCUCUCUGGCUCUGGUCAACGGCAGGGUGGAGCUCAGGUUCAACACGGGUUCGGGCACAGGGACGGUGGUCAGCAAAGUGCAAAUCAGUCAGGGCCGCUGGCAUCAGCUCGUGGUGACUCGCAAUCGACGCAACGCCAUGCUCAGCGUGGACAACGAGCCGCACAUUGAGGGCGAGAGUCCACGCGGCACAGACGGCCUGAACCUGGACACCCACCUCUUCAUCGGAGGAGUGCCUGAGGAAAUGAAGCAGGAUGUGAAGGAGAGGACAGCGGUGGCCACAGGUCUGGUGGGCUGCAUCCGACUGCUGGACGUCAACAACCGAGUGCUCAACCUGCAAGAGAGCGGGGGCAACAGUCUGUACGGCAGCGGCGUGGGUGAAUGUGGCAACAACCCCUGUCAGCCGAAUCCCUGUAAGAACGGCGCAGCGUGCCAGGUGAAGGAGGCCGAGAUGUUCCACUGCCAGUGCAGCAGAGGAUUCUGGGGUCCAACCUGUGCUGAUGUCCAUGACCCAUGUGAGCCCAACAGAUGCCAUCCAUCCUCCCAGUGCCAGGCGCUGCCAGAGGGAGGCUACAAAUGCGAGUGUCCCAUGGGACGUGAAGGAAGGCACUGUGAAAAAGUGGCUGAGAGGAGAGGGGCUUACAUGCCGCAAUUCAACGGAGACUCAUACCUGGAGCUAAAGGGGCUCCAUCUCUACGGGCACGAUCUGCGCCAAAAGGUCAGCAUGACAGUGGUUCUCAUGGCCAACGACUCCAACGGUGUGAUCUUCUACAACGGCCAAAAGUCGGACGGAAAAGGAGACUUCAUCUCUCUGUCCCUCAACAACGGGAUCCUGGAGUUCCGCUAUGACCUGGGCAAAGGACCUGCUACCAUCAGGAGUAAAGAACCAAUCCAGCUGAACGUGUGGAACACCAUCAACCUGGAGCGCUCCAACCGCAAAGGAGAGAUCAUGGUGAACAAGAAGGACCCAGUCCGAGGGGAGGCACCGAAAUCACGCAAGAAUCUACAUGUAGAUCUCAACCUGAAAGAGACGCUUUUCGUCGGUGGAGCUCCUGAUUACAGCCGACUGGCAAGAGUCGCCGCUCUCACGGAGGGUUUCAAGGGAACAAUCCAAAAGAUCAUUCUGAUGGGCACACCCAUCCUCCGAGAGGAGAACGCUCUUCGCUCCAGCAACAUAGCGAUGUUCCAGCAUCACCCGUGUUCUCAGGAUCCCUGCCACAAUGGCGGGCACUGCACCCCCCAGCUGGAUACGUAUGAGUGCGUUUGUCUCAGCGGUUUCUCAGGGGGACACUGUCAGAACACCAUCUACGAGAAGUCUGCCGGAGAGACCGAGGCUGUGGCCUUUGACGGGCGGACGUUCAUCGAGUACCACAACGCUGUUACGAAGAGCCAACUGACCAAUGAGAUCCCAGAUGAGAAGGCUCUGCUGGUGAACAAAUUUGAGCUGAGCAUCCGGACGGAGGCGACCCAGGGCCUGGUGCUGUGGAGCGGCAAGGGCGUGGAGCGGUCAGACUACAUCGCCCUGGCCAUCGUGGAUGGACACGUCCAGAUGACAUACGACUUGGGCUCCAAACCCGUGGUGCUGCGCUCCUCUGUGCGUGUCGACACCAACCGCUGGAUACGUAUCAAGGCCAGCAGAGCACUUAGAGACGGAUCUCUGCAGGUCGGCAACGAGGCAGCAAUAACAGGGUCCUCGCCUUUGGCAGCAACACAGCUGGACACAGACGGAGCCCUCUGGCUGGGUGGUCUGGAGGAGCUGGCAGUGGCCCGUCGGUUGCCCAAGGCCUACAGCACCGGCUUUGUUGGCUGCAUCAAAGACGUGGUUGUGGACGGCGUGGAGCUCCACCUGGUGGAGGACGCCUUAAACAGCCCCAAAAUAUUACACUGUUCUGCCGCCAAAUAACCCAGCAGGGACAAAUAUAUACCGAGAGAAAAGGGGAAAGAAAACCCCUCCCGACACCCGCUCCCUCCAUAGCGCUCAUGUCUCCUGCUGUAAUUAUUUUCUAUUUUUGUAUACUUUUCAUUGCUUUUUAUAAGGAGAGAAAUUAAUAUGGUGUUUUAAUUUUUGUUUUAAAUGUUUUGUUCCGCACCUCUGUUCACAGAACACACUGUUUUUUUUUCUUUGCUACCCUGGCUCUUCUCCUUUUUUUUUCAAAAAAAAAAAAAAAACAGGCAUCUCUGUGAAAAAGAGAUUUUAUUCUUGUCAGUUUUGUUGUUUUAAAACAAAUGCCAACAUUGAAAAAGCAAAAGUCCUGCUCUGUCUCCUCGCUCAUUACUUGAACACUGGUGGACCUUGCUGAUGAUCUCUGGGUGCUGCCUUGUCUUGGUGCCAUAUGUAUCGUCCACAUUCCCCCAAGCAUGGCGUACACAUCCAUGACCACAUAGACACACAUUCCCCCCCCGGGAGGGCUGGACGCGGCAAACAACUGUAGCUCGGCAGGCGCAGUUCUAUUAAAGUUGCAGCCGGCUCACGUCUACCAUCACGACUCUGUUUUCAGCCCCCAGUAGUCCACUGUAUUUAACUAAUGGGACUUUUCAGAUAUCAGUCAAGCUGCUGCAGUGACAAAGUACACAGUCAUAACCACUCGAUCAGCCCCCAUCUCACAGCGCCCGAAAAAUAUUUAAAGAAAGAGAAGAAAAGAAAAAAACUCUCCACUCGAUCUGAAUCCCAUCAGAGGCUUUAGUUUUGAAAUAUGACUCACUAACACUGCAAGCUGACAUGGCAGAGAAGAGCGCUGCGUUCCACGAUGACUCGCAUAUCAUUAGUCAUAAGUCAAGACAUUAAUCAUAAACAUGAAUAAAUGUUAUAAAUAUAGAGUAUAUAAAUAAUACCUGAGACUGUGAAUAUGUACGAUGGGUUCUCUUUGGAGAAUUGUGCUUUUCAUGUACUAUUGUGCGUUCUGUUUUACAAUCAGCAGAUGAAUUAAUGAUGACCACUAUAAAUGCAUGCACUUCUGCAGUGUUUGGUUUGAAUCUGGAUUUUGUUAGUAGUUUUUUUAUCCAUUUUGUUCCAAAAAACAGUAUAAUUUGAAAAAUGUCACUGUUUUGUGUUUUGUUUUGUUUUUUUACCUUAAACAGGUUCCUUUUAUUCUCUUAUUUCCACUGAUGUAAUUUCAGAAACUACAGAGCUGAAUAAUGUUUUAUGCUUGUUCAUUCCCUGUGUGUUUUUGUUUUGUUUUUGGUAAAGUUUUUUUUUUUUCUUGGGAUCUGUUAGUUUAGCAGGACCUUGAACGGUGCAUAAGGGGAAGAGUUGUUACCGUAUCUGACCUUAAGGAGGUGCUGAGAGCAGAGACUGAAGAAAAGGACAGACAGAGAGGAAGCAAGGAGAGAUCUUAUCAUGGGGAGAGCUACUACUACUCCUGGGAGUGUCCUGUCCAACAACAGUCAACACAAAUGCUUCAAAAAAAACAAACUCUGAGACUUGAUUUCCUUUUUUCGUAUUUGACCUAGGAACAUUCCUGGAGGAGUCUUUUGACAGUGAGAAAGCGAGCGAAAGAGACUGUGACGUUGUUGUGACCUUUUAAAGCCAUAACAGCCACGGAAAAAUGGGAAUAAGAUACAUAAUCCUACAGUACUUGCAAAUUAACAUAGCGACGCAUGAGUUUGUAUUACUAGUGCGAAUUCUGUAACUUUCAGUGAACUGAUGCAACGUGGAGUCGUCUCUGCUGGACCACAAUAAGCUGCGUUGACUGACUUAAAGACACUCUCGUUUUGAUAUGAGAAUCUUGGCAAUAUUCUAAGACAUAAUCAUGCCUGUUUGUGGUUGAGUAUCAAAUGGUCUUGUACUGUUUUUUUGUCCUUCCUUACUUUCUCAAUUAUGUUUCCCUCCUUCAAUCAUCAAGCAACCUGUUUUUGUACAGCCCUGCGAUUUUUAAGUGUAAAUUUAGCAAAUGUGUGCUCCGUGGAGGUUUAUGUUUUUAGUAAUAUACACUGGAACCAUGUCUGACUUGUCUGCUCACCUACACGAUGAUAUACUUAAUGUACAUGGGGGAGGGACAGCCCUAGAGCUAUAACUGUGUUGUGUGUAAUCAAGUGUCCGUGCCAGACCCAGGAAAAUCUCCUCUGGUUCAGACACAUUUCAACCUGUCAACCGUAGACCGGUCUCAUUUUUACCACAACUGUUUCAAUUUGACCCAUUCAGGUGGAGGAGAGAUUCUUGCAUUUUUGAAUGGACUGGAGAUCAGAAAAGACAACAACAGUCUAUGGUCCGGGUGGAAACUAUGAAUUGCCUUAAAAACCGGUCACCUCGACUCUGAGCAGGUGACAAAGACGUCAUCCAUAUAACUGUUUCCUUACUUUAGCCAGUGUAUUAGCCUCAUCCCCAUAAUGUAAAUGAGUAAAGCAUAAUAAUAAUAAUUAUAUUAGUAAUACUGCUCAUACACAAGAAAAUCCCAGGGGGCUUCUGCAAAUGUCUCCUCUAGCUUUUUACAAAAAAAUAUCCUCUAUUUACUGUUUUCUGAAUCUAUUUUCUUUUUCUUAUUUAUGUCUUCAUGUGGAUUAGCCUCCAUGUCCGGCCUCUGUAAACUACUGUCUGACUGCGCAAACCUUCUCAAAGGGCAGUGCACCGAGUAAGAGUGGCAUGACCUGAACAUUACUAACUUUAUGACCUUUGUCUUGUGUUCAUACCACCAUGAAAUAAAAUGUCAACCAAAUGGA
Paralichthys olivaceus (Japanese flounder) is the source of this 10645-nucleotide messenger RNA. Lineage: Eukaryota; Metazoa; Chordata; Actinopteri; Pleuronectiformes; Paralichthyidae. The record is from RefSeq and is a predicted model, not a curated record.